GCGAAUAAGAACGUUCGAUGGGUUUUCACGCUAGCAACUACUCUUGCUAGGUUCAGCACAAUACACCCAAAUUAAGUGCCCUGUUAGAUCGAGUUUGUUAGGAAAAACAUCAUUUUUUUCGGAAACGAUCAAGAGCCACGCUCGUUUCCCAGGUAUCACAUCCAGAGGUGUCAUAUUCAACGGAUAAGAGCGACGCCCAAGUAAAUUAUGUGCUGCAGCUGAAGAUGGGUGGCAGCGGCUCCAAAGCCAAAGGAUUUUGGCCUUUCUCUGGUUCAGGCAGUUGUGAUGACCAAGCCAAAGAUGCAAAUGAACAGUCACUGGCAAGAACACGAAGUUUCCCAAGCGCAACUCCAUUUGUGUUUACCAGGCGAAGCUCUCUGUUCUUCGACGAAGAUGGCGACCUGGCCCACGAGUUCUAUGAAGAGACUAUUGUGACCAAAAAUGGGCGUAAAAAAGCCAAGCUGAAGAGGAUUCACAAAAACUUGACACCUCAGGGAAUGAUAAAGCUGGACUUCCCGUGCAUCCAUGUAGAUUUCCCUGUCGUCCUUUGCGAAGUCUGACGACGUCCAAGACAAACACGCUGUGUCAGCGCCGUCCCGUGGUUUCCCCCCACUCCCUGCAACCAGGAGACCAGAAAUUUUCCGCUAACACACUACACAUCUCUUGAUGUAUUUAAAGUGCGUCUGUGGUCAAGAUGAUGUCAUGUGGGCCGAGCCUCUGCAUGUGAUCUGUUGCUAGCGACGCUUUAUAGAUCACCUAUGGGAGAGAUGGUGGCAAGUUAGAACUCGGUUUACAUGGUUUGUGUGUGUGUAUGCAUGUACGCUAAGUGUGUUGUUGCAGACAUGGGAUAGGUUGGACUCCUGAAUUGAUUGCUGCAGAUUAUUUUCAGGUAUGGAACUUUUUAAGGGGAUUAUUACAGAGUCCUCCCCUCACGUGGUAUUAUCUACAGAAGUAAAGUAGUUGCACACUUAAGCAUUGUUCAUUUUUUCUUUUUCAUCUCAACUUUGCAAUGCAUGGGGAAAGGAUCAGAUGAUUGCUUGUAAUAACAAAGAGAGUUGACAAUCAGUUGCCCUCCAAUUAAAUUGAAAUGCUUCAAUGAUUUUGGCGUGAUGUCAAAUAGGAGUUACAACAGGAGUAGAGAAGUCCGCCUCGAGACCUGCUUCUGCAUACGAUAUUUCACUUUUAAUUUAUUAUAACAUUUUUCUUCAUUUUAAAUACAGAUUUAAAUGCCUAAUUGUGUUUUGGCCUUUCUUCUUACACAAAAAUUGUUUAAUGCAGUUUUCAGGACAUCCAGUUCAAAUGGGGCAUAUCGAAAGAAAUUUAGUAAUUUAUCAGACCAAAAAUUCCCAUGCAACUUGUCUGUGUCUUAAUCGAGCUAUUUGACCGUAAACCGAAGUAAACAACAUCAAAUUGAAGUGUAACAAAAUCUAAUGUUUUGACCUAAUCCACCUCCAAAGGAAAUUGCAAUGUCAAGCAAUUUUCUUGAGGGCAGGGUUGAGUGGUGCGGAAGGAGGAAGAGAUCUGUGAAGGUCAUUAAUGUUUGCCUGGGAAAAUGCCUUCUGCAAAUCCCCUCAAUAUUGUUGUCUUUAAGGGAUAAAGAGAUGAACAGGACCGUGCUGAAAUCAAACCCCAUUUAAUUGCAUUUUCAAAACGAUUCUGAAUUAUUUGUGACUUUUUGUCUCGUGGCUAUGUUCUGCAUAAGUACAAUUACUGAAUUGUGAUUAUGUUUGUAAUACUUUGAUGAUCAUCCAGUCAUCCAGUGACAAUUAUAUAAUUAAAACUGGCAAUUGUACGCUAUAAACUUUGAAGUUCAUA
This is a messenger RNA of Syngnathus typhle (broad-nosed pipefish), 1815 nucleotides long. It is a transcript of the gene tusc2b, whose product is annotated as tumor suppressor 2, mitochondrial calcium regulator b. Bases 225 to 560 code for a protein of 111 amino acids. Gene Ontology annotation, biological process: regulation of mitochondrial membrane potential; inflammatory response. Gene Ontology annotation, cellular component: mitochondrion. Lineage: Eukaryota; Metazoa; Chordata; Actinopteri; Syngnathiformes; Syngnathidae. The record is from RefSeq and is a predicted model, not a curated record. The transcript is spliced from 4 exons.